Messenger RNA from Ceratina calcarata, 1557 nucleotides. Its product is annotated as tubulin beta-1 chain. Gene Ontology annotation, molecular function: GTPase activity; GTP binding; structural constituent of cytoskeleton. Gene Ontology annotation, cellular component: microtubule. The coding region runs from base 115 to 1458 and encodes 447 amino acids. NCBI's taxonomy places the organism in Eukaryota, Metazoa, Arthropoda, Insecta, Hymenoptera, Apidae. Gene Ontology annotation, biological process: microtubule-based process. The record is from RefSeq and is a predicted model, not a curated record. The transcript is spliced from 2 exons.
GCCGCCGUCGGGGCAUAUUCGUUGCUGGGCUCUCGUGGCGAGUAAGCGUGUACGUCGUCUUUCAUUCGAUAAUCGCAGUAAUCUCCGAAAAGGUUCGACAAACUACCGAGCAACAUGAGGGAAAUCGUUCAUAUUCAAGCCGGCCAGUGCGGCAACCAAAUUGGCGCAAAGUUUUGGGAAAUAAUCAGCGACGAGCAUGGCAUCGACCCAACUGGCACUUAUCACGGCGACUCCGACCUGCAGUUGGAGAGAAUCAACGUGUACUACAACGAAGCAUCCGGCGGAAAAUAUGUGCCGCGUGCCAUUCUCGUCGACCUGGAGCCGGGAACGAUGGACUCCGUUCGCUCGGGACCCUUCGGACAGAUUUUCAGACCCGACAACUUCGUCUUCGGUCAAUCCGGAGCUGGCAAUAACUGGGCGAAAGGACAUUACACCGAGGGCGCCGAGUUGGUCGACUCCGUCCUCGAUGUGGUCAGGAAAGAGGCCGAGAGCUGCGACUGCCUGCAAGGAUUCCAGCUGACCCAUUCCCUUGGCGGCGGUACCGGAUCCGGCAUGGGCACUCUGCUCAUCUCGAAGAUCCGCGAGGAAUACCCCGACAGAAUUAUGAACACGUACUCGGUCGUACCGUCUCCCAAAGUAUCCGACACCGUCGUCGAACCGUACAACGCGACGCUCUCCGUUCAUCAGCUGGUCGAGAACACGGACGAGACUUACUGCAUCGACAACGAAGCCCUUUACGAUAUUUGCUUCCGCACUCUGAAACUGUCGACGCCUACGUACGGUGACUUGAACCAUCUCGUCUCCCUCACAAUGUCCGGUGUCACCACCUGCCUCAGGUUCCCCGGUCAGUUGAACGCUGAUCUGAGGAAACUCGCCGUAAACAUGGUACCGUUCCCUCGUCUCCACUUCUUCAUGCCAGGCUUCGCGCCUCUCACAUCCCGCGGCAGCCAGCAGUACAGAGCACUCUCCGUGCCGGAGCUCACCCAGCAAAUGUUCGACGCGAAGAACAUGAUGGCCGCUUGCGAUCCCAGGCACGGAAGGUACCUCACGGUAGCAGCCAUCUUCCGUGGCAGAAUGUCGAUGAAGGAGGUCGACGAGCAGAUGCUCAACAUUCAGAACAAGAACAGCUCCUACUUCGUCGAAUGGAUCCCGAACAACGUGAAGACCGCCGUCUGCGACAUCCCACCCCGCGGCCUGAAGAUGUCCGCCACCUUCAUCGGCAAUUCCACCGCCAUCCAGGAACUGUUCAAGCGAAUCUCCGAACAGUUCACCGCCAUGUUCAGGAGAAAAGCUUUCCUUCAUUGGUACACCGGCGAAGGUAUGGACGAGAUGGAAUUCACCGAGGCCGAAUCGAACAUGAACGACCUGGUGUCCGAGUAUCAGCAAUACCAGGAGGCUACUGCCGACGAAGACGCCGAAUUCGACGAGGAACAGGAAGCAGAGGUCGACGAGAACUAAGCAUCUACGCUCUUCGCUAUACGUACUAUCUACUAUCGUCAACCCUUCGUCGAUGUCUCUCUCUCUUUCUCUCUGUUUGUUCUUAGAUAGCUUUUUAAU